UUCAGUUCUCAGUUUCAUUGACUUCAUCUCAAACUCAGAUGAAACUUUUGGGUUUUUCUCUUCAGUUUCUUUCGCUCUGCUUCAUUGUUUUUUUUUUUCUGUCUGUCACACAGUCUCGGUGCCUCGUGCGCUGCCUCCUCGAGCGCACGGACAGACAGUGGUUUCACGCACGAGACGUUUAACGGACCGAGGAGCAACAGGAGGUCUCCCCCAGUGACUCACACCGGGAACAAGAGGGAUUUAACGGGGACUUUUUAAAGCACACUGCGGCUUUUUGAGGCUUUCUGUCCGGUACUCAUUCAACAUCUGCCCGGUGCUUGCCGACUGGAUCCAUAGUUUGACCCGGGAUAACUGCUGUCUGACCCGGGAUAACUGCUGUCUGACCCGGGAUAACGUCUUUUCUCCAUCAUGCAUCCCUCAGCAGGGAGCCUGUGGUUGUUCUGCAGCCUGAUCCUGGUCCUGGUCCAUCCUGCAGCAGGGUACAAUCUGGAUCAGGAGCACAGUCUGGAGUUCAGUGGCCCCCCCUCCUCCAUGUUUGGAUACUCAGUCUUGCUGCAUCACCAUGGAGCCCACAGCUGGUUGGUCGUUGGUGCCCCAGUGGCUAACUCGUCCUCAAGGCCGUCAGUUCGAUCUCCAGGAGCCAUUUACCGCUGCAACAUCACUGCUCAUUCCCAUCGCUGCCACCCCAUGCAUGCUGACGUGCAUACCUGUGGGAAGACGUGUGAUGCAGAGAGUGAUCACCAGUGGCUGGGAGUCAGUCUGUCCAGACAACCUGGAGACAAUGGAGGACACAUCCUGGCGUGUGCUCACCGCUGGAAGAACGUCUUCUACUCAAAGAAAGACGGUCAGAACCACAAGCUGCCGCAUGGUGUCUGUUAUCGCUAUGGAAGUGACCUGAGAAACGCCCAACCCAUCAUCCCGUGCUACAGAGACCACCGGAGGAAGUUCGGCGAGGAUUAUGGGUCGUGUCAGGCUGGUAUUUCCAACUUCCUGACAGAGGAUUUGAUCAUUAUGGGGGCUCCGGGGACAUCUUAUUGGACUGGUUCGGUCCUGGUCUUCAACACGUCCAGCAGAGGGAUGUCCGUGUAUUUGGACGACGCCGCCUCAACCGUCAGCUUUGGAAGCUACCUGGGUUACGCCGUUGGAGCUGGUCACUUUCUGAGUCCCUCCUCUGUGGAGGUGGUGGGAGGAGCUCCGCAAUACAACCAGAAGGGCAAGGUCUUUAUCUUUGCCGUCGAAAGCUCUAUACUGCAGGUCGUCUCUGAAGUGUCUGGAAAAGAGCUGGGAUCUUACUUCGGCUCCAGUGUGUGUGCAGUGGAUCUGAAUGCUGAUGGUUUGUCGGAUCUGUUGGUUGGUGCUCCGAUGGAAACAGGCGUCACCAGGGAGGAGGGAAGAGUCCAUGUAUACAUCAACCAGGGGCAGGCGAAGCUGUUGGAGGCGGAGUUUCAGCUGACAGGCAGCAACGCCUACGCUGCCCGGUUUGGAGAGACCAUUGCUGACCUGGGAGACCUUGAUGACGACGGUUACCACGAUGUGGCAGUUGGCGCCCCACAGGAAGACGAUCUCAAAGGAGCUGUUUACAUUUACAACGGCAGGAAGGAAGGCAUCUCACCAACUCCAUCUCAGAGGAUUACUGGAUCCACACUGGGUCGUGACCUCAGGAUGUUCGGCCAGUCCCUGAGCUCUGGCAUUGACAUUGAUGCUAACGGCUACCAUGAUGUAGCAGUCGGUGCUUUCCUCUCUGACUCGGCCGUGGUUCUCAGGACUCGUCCGGUGAUUCAGGUCACUGCGUCUCUGACUCUGCCUAAGCAGAUUGACCAGCGGGUGGCGCUGUGCCACGACCACAAGACUCCAGCUGUCUGCCUCAAUGUUACCGUCUGCUUCAGUGUAAACUCCAGACACUUUAAAGGAGCUAUAGAUCUUCAAUAUAAUUUGACCUCUGACCUCCUCCAUAAACCAUCUUUCCCUCAUCGUUUCUAUUUCCAUGGGAACGGAUCAUCCAAUAGCACUAAGGGGCGCGUGAGGGCACGACAUGGCCAGCUCACUUGUACAACACACGUGGCUUACCAAAGGAAAGAUGUGAGGGACAUUUUUACUCCGGUCAAGUUUGAGGUUUCCUACAGUCACAGAGAAACAAACUCCCACAGAGGCUCUCCCAAAACUUUCCCUCCAUUAAAACCAAUUCUGCAGCAGAGCGCAGGACACCAGAACACCAUCACCAACCAGACUUGGUUCGCUCGUUCCUGUUCGCUGGUGAACUGUUCGACCAACAUGCAGCUGUCUGCUCAACUAGUGCUGCCACAUCAGCAGCAGUACUUUCCUCUCGGCUCUGGACAGACCAUCAUGUUAAAAACCUCGCUGCUGAACUCUGGAGACGACGCCUUCCUGCCGAGACUGACGCUGCGUUUCCCCAACAACAUCCAUUACAUUAAAGUGCUGCAGAACCAGGACAAUGUGGUCAGCUGUGAUGUCACACAGGGGGUCAGCAAUACAACGGCAGGUGUUGACUGCAGUGUCACCAGCCUCCUGCUCUCAGCUCACGCCCAGCUAAAUAUCAGCUUCCUAUUGGACGUCAACCAGAACAGCACACCUGGUGACAUCAUCAUUCAUGCCAACACCGAAAGUGAUAACUUUGAGAAGGAGGAGUAUCUCCAUGACAACUCCAUCAGUCUCCCCCUUCCUCUCAAAUAUGGAGUCAACGUAAAUAUCCACGGUUUUGUGACUCCCACUUCAUUUGUGUUUGGCGAUGAAGACACGACUCCAGUUGACUGCUACACUGAAAGAUUCAACUACACAUACACAGUGUUAAACUCUGGUCCCAGCAGGUCUCUAGAUACUGUGGUCGACAUCAGGUUACCAAAGAUCCUCACACCUUACCGACACAGACUGCUACAGGUGGUUGAGUGGCAGACGUCUCAGGGUGUGUGUUCGAUUAGUGACGCAACUGUUUCAGUCGUCGAGGACUGUGACGUCCCUCCAGCUUCCUUCAUCAAACAGCUCGUCUUCUUCUUCUCCUCCACCUCUACACGCAGAAUGUUUUGUGGCCAUGGUGACGAUUUGUGUGAGCGGCUGGUGUGUCGUCUCGGUGAUCUGGAUGUGGGAAAGGAAACUCUCAUCCAACUGGAGAUCAAACUGAACCCUGCUGUGCUUCUGCAAGCUCCGGGUCGUCACGGUGUCAUGAGGUUGGAGAGCAUGGCAAUGAUGUCAAAUCCCAGAGAAAGUCCUCACACAAUCCUCAUCCACGAACAACCUGUAGCAGAGGUGGUGGUGGAGGCUAUUUUUACCCAGAAACCCUCAGCAACAGUAAAGGUCUUUAUCAUUGUUGUCAGUUUAGUUUUGGGUCUGCUGAUCUUGGCUGCUCUCAUCUGGUGUCUGUGGAAGGCUGGUUUCUUUAAGAGGGAGUUCCAGAAGAAGAAGGAGGAAGAGGAGUUCAAGAGGGACAGCUGGGACUAUGUUCCUAAAAACGAGAAACGAGAGAGCACUUCCUAACCCCAACAGCCACCUCUAACCACGACCUCUGACCUUUAACCACAGGAUGGAGUUCACGCGACACUUUCAAUGGGACAUGUCUGCUGACGGAUGGAUGGAGUGCUGUGUAUAAAAAUAUGGCAACCCCAGUUUGGCCCAAAAACAUGGAAAGUGCUGCUGUUGAACAUCAUCGGCCAAUGAAAUCUGUCCACACUGAGUCAGCUGAUCUGACUCAUGACGAGUCAGAGCUGAUGCGAGUGUGACAGAUGAUAAAAUGUCUCAAGUGAACGUCUCCUGACCACACCUGAACCUGAACGUGCCUUUUUAAACUAUUUUUCCGAAUGUGCCUUCACAAAUACAGACAAGCUCAGAGACUAGACAAAAACUGCAGCGAUUAAGAGAGGAUCAGUAAAAAGGGAAAAAACAAAAACAAUCAAAAGGCCUCGGAGCUUCCCGGGAUGCGGCAUCACCUGAGACAGGUGUUGAUGACCGCCGUUUUGACUCUUUCAAGAGGAAACCAAAGGAAGUGACUUUCUGAUGACCUUCGAUCUCAGGGGAUGGAAACCUGGCCUCUGAUUGGCUCAUAGCUCUGGAAAACCUCCCUUUUGUGUGUGUGUGUAAAUUAUAUUUCUACGUUUUUGUUUACCUGCUGACUCACACUUUAUGCACUGGCGACGCACAGAGAGCAGACUCACACUGGAUGCUGUCCGAACAGAAGAGGCAGUCCAGUUAACGGCUGCCUGGUGCUGCUGGUACAGAGCUUUUGAAUCAAGCAUGGAUGCUUUAAUGGAUGCCGAACUCCAUCUCUGUUUUACUCUUCAGCCUUUUUUCACUCUGGGAUUUGUUAUUUUGGUCCCUCUCAAGUCACCGUCACACGCUAAAAACUGCCAUUUUGUAGCAGAAUCACUUCAUUUCAGUGGAGUCACAUGAUCAACGGAUUUGCUCGCAGAGGUGAAGUGAAUCCAUGGAAAUUCUUUUUGGGAAGCUCAGCUUUGGUAUGCAACAAUUUUGACUGAUAUCUGAACCGCCAUCUUCACUGUGCUAACAUUUGGGGGAACGGAAAGCUGCGGAGUCCACUCGCCUGUGAAUCACUGUUGUAAGGAAACCAUUCAGGAAAACUGCUUCGGAAUAACUUUGAACAAUCACCAGGAGCUGCGUUAGCACAACUGGAUGAAGCCUAAAGAAAAAAAACAAGAACGCUUCUUCUCCAAUUUCAUCCUUAGAACAAACAUCAUGUGAAACCAGUGGAUAUUUUUUUACUGUUUAUAAAAUCAGUAAGUAAGACAUUUAUUUUGCUCUGUAAUAAUGAAAUUCAUCCUGUGGGAUUUCUUUAAUAAUAAUAAUAGUACUUAAUUUAUUAGAUCGCCUUUCAAGAUACUUAAAAAUGUGGUAAUUGUAAAAUUUAAAAAGCAUACCACAAAGCAUACCACAGCUUCACUGACUUCAUGCCUUAUUUCCACUGCAUCGUGCCGCUCGCCUCAAUUUUCCGUUCAUUUUUGGUUUUCAGUUUGCUAAAGAUGUGCCUGGUAUUUUUUAGGACCUCAAUUGAGGUUCCAGGUGAGCUGAGACGAUACGCAGUAAAGAGAGAGCUGUCACUUGCACAGCACAGAACAUCCUGCACCAACGUGCAGUUUUCAAAUAGCAAAGCUACCAUCACUAUUAAUGAGAAUUAUUUUUUUCCCCUUGACCCAAAUUUAAGAAGUGGCAGCCCACAAACUGCAGCAGAGGUGCAGAAAUUCCUCUGUUUGGUUGCAGAUCAAGAGAUUCAUCAAUUGCUGGAUGGAGCAACACACACUGUGUUGCUUUAAAGUUAAUGUCACAGCAGUUUUGCGUGCAGGAGGAAACAAAACUGCGAAAACCUGGAACCAAAAAUGAGUCGAGAAGAGUAGAGGUGAACCAUGCAGCGGAAACGAGGCUUCUUCAGGUCAGUCCAGAUAAAAUUCCUCUCGACACUUUGAUUUGUAAAAAGCUUCAAUGUCACCAAAUUCUUCAGUGAACUGCUCCUGAAUUCAGACUUAACUGUCAGUGUGGAAAAAAAACAAAAACAAAUCGAUGCAACCUGUUGAGUAGCCGAGCCACAGGGUUGAAUGAUGAAAGACUACUUGAAGAAAUGUUUGAUACUUUAAAAUAUUCAGAUUCACAGAUUUAACUGUAUUUUGUAAACACGGACAUUUAAAACAGCUGCCACCCUCCCUUCUGUCUAUCUGUUUAGUACAAAUGCACAUCACACAGAGAGAUGUUUUUGAUAUUUUAAUGGUUUGUUUUUGUGAAAAUUGUUCUGCACUGGAGAGUCUCACUGCUUUUAUCAACACUUUUCUAUUAAAAUGAAGGAUUUUCUAUUUAAA
Molecule: messenger RNA, 5813 nt
Organism: Plectropomus leopardus (leopard coralgrouper)
Lineage: Eukaryota; Metazoa; Chordata; Actinopteri; Perciformes; Serranidae
Gene: itga4
Product: integrin alpha 4
Biological process (GO): integrin-mediated signaling pathway; cell adhesion mediated by integrin; cell-matrix adhesion
Cellular component (GO): integrin complex; external side of plasma membrane
Molecular function (GO): integrin binding
Source: RefSeq, a predicted model, not a curated record